AGACAUAACAGUUCCAAAUUUAAAAAAGUAAUGAGUGUGAAGUGAUUAAUUUAGCAUCUGUAUGUUAUCUAAUCUAUGACGUGUGCACCUUGAUUGUUCAGAGUCCGACAAUGGUCAGGGCCGCUGGAUCUGCGAUAUAAAAACUAUUGUAUCCCAGUAUCCGCUAUCACUACAUCUCCGCAACUAGAGAGAUAAUCAUGUUUACAUUAGCCAGCUUAUUUAUCAUCGGAACUGUUUUCCAGAUAACAACGUCCCAGGGUCCACCACCGUUGCCGCCAAAUCUACCGCCAGAAUGUUUAAAUCCACCUCAUAUCGAAAAUCCACGAAAAUGCUGUCAAAUACCACCAAUAUUUACAAAAGAUGAGUUUGAAAAUUGUGGCUUUAAGGAAGAAAAUGUGGACAAGCCUAGACACGGGCCUCCAGACUGCUCCAAGCAGUUAUGCUUACUGAAAAGUCGCAAUCUUGUUAAGGACGGCGAUAAAGUUGAUCACGAGGCCAUGAUAAGUUUCAUGGAUAAAUGGGUUGAAGCUAAUCAAGAUUUCAAACCGACUGUGGAAUCAGCGAAGACCAAAUGUCUAGCACAAGAGAUACCCGGUCCGAUGGAAAUCUGUGAAGCAAAUAAAAUUGUUUUCUGCAUCAGUUCAGUUCUUUUCACGGAGUGUCCUAAAUGGGUGACCGGCGAUGAUGACUGCAAGAAGCUGAGGGACCACAUCGAUACUUGUUCUAAAUAUUUUUCCUAAUUCAAGAUUAAAAAGUGCUUGAUACAUUUAUUUA
This is a messenger RNA of Papilio machaon (common yellow swallowtail), 774 nucleotides long. RefSeq lists its product as uncharacterized. Bases 198 to 740 code for a protein of 180 amino acids. The record is from RefSeq and is a predicted model, not a curated record. The transcript has 5 exons. Lineage: Eukaryota; Metazoa; Arthropoda; Insecta; Lepidoptera; Papilionidae.